AUGGGCAGCUACGACCAGCGUGGCUUCUUGAGGGAUCAUUUCGAUCCGGAUGGUUUUUUCCCUGAACACGCACUCGCAAUGAGUAUGCCAGAGGUUUCAUCUGGCCUCUCAAUCAGUUUGCCGACCACCAUGUCAUGUCAGCUUGGAAGUCCACUGUACAGCAACAGCUUCUGUACUCCUCGCACGAUAGCGCCUCAUCCAGGUUACAUGCUCGCUCCCCCAACCCAUGGAUACCACUCUGAAGAGGCGUAUACCAUCACUGGUCACUCUGCUAGUGCAAGAGGUCGAAGCUGUAGCGGAGCGAGCACAGUCAGUGCGGACUACAGUGUUGGAAGCCAGGAAGCAACGCCCAGGUCACCCUACUCCUUCAUUGAACCCAGCAGUCAGUAUCGAGGACCCGAAGACAACCAAGUCAAUUACAAUGGCGGGCCUGCAUUUCAUUCCCAAGGGACAUCAUCGCUGAUUCAGGAGAAGAAAGAGCUUGUAGCAAAACAAGAAGCCGAUGGGAUCAGAUCUUCGAGUGGCAAGUCUAUCGCAGACAACCAGUCGUACUGUCCGCAUAAGGACUGCAUGGGAGAAGAUGGAAGACCGAAAAAGUUCUUCAGCCGCAAAGCGGAUGUGACAAGACACUACAAGUCGCGACACGACAUCAAGUACAUUGAUUGCCCAAAGAGAAACUGCGAAAGAAAGGGCAGCCAAGGCUUCACAAGGCGAGACCAUAUGACGGAGCACCUUAGAGGCUUCCACAUGGAGGUGAUUCCGAAGAUCCGGCAUAACAAUACCAAGGCCAAGCGAGGUGUGAAGCAGACGAGUGAGAACGGCAACGGGUCCAACAGCUCGUCCGAAGACCUCACUCCAACCGAGCAAGGCGAUGAGAUCUUUUGCUUCUCCUCGGAAAAGCAAGGCUUUGCAGAACACACCGACCACGGCAUCAAACACGAGUCUCUGCAUUCGUCUGAUGAAGAGGUCGAGAAUAUCUUCCCUGUCUAUGAAGAUAUUCUUCCUAAGCGAUCCAAGCAAUUCAAAAAGGUCGCACAGAGGCGCAAGAGCAAAGUCAUAGCCUCGCCGGACCAUCCCACCCUAGCUAGACACAGCAAUAUCCCGUCUCAACACUCUCCGACAGGUGGCAUAGCUCAACCCAACCCUUAUAGACUCGGAGUCAAAACCGAAUCUGCAAGCUCUCUAAUGAUGCAUGAACUCCCGACAUACACGACGCACCACCAGCACCAGCAUCAAGAUUACACUACAAGCAGCAGCAUGAUGGCUCCGCUCUAUGCUGCCGAUUCGGGAGUGGGCUCAUUCUUUUGGCCUUCGACAACGGCGCAGGCUCAUGAGAAUCUUCCGACUCAGACGAUAGCUCGUUACCAAGUUGAGACUCUUGACAGCUCUCAUCUGUGCAAGAGUGAACCAUACACCGGGGUGUAG
Molecule: messenger RNA, 1425 nt
Organism: Cladophialophora immunda
Lineage: Eukaryota; Fungi; Ascomycota; Eurotiomycetes; Chaetothyriales; Herpotrichiellaceae
Exons: 2
Coding region: 1-1425 (474 amino acids)
Source: RefSeq, a predicted model, not a curated record